ACUAGAAAUGCAUUCCAAUGAAGUCACAACCAAAACAAAAUUGAUACCUUAUAUAAACUGCCCACCUUUUUUUGUUCUCGUUAACUCUUGUGGGAAAACAUAAGAGAAACAGAACAAAACUGAGAACAAAAACUGAGAAAAAAAAAUGGCAAGUGCAAGUCCAAAAGAAACAUUAUUAGAAUCUGCUGCGGUUCCUUUGCUUCCCAAGCAUAUUGAUGAGGAUGAUGAUGCUUCUCUUUAUGCUCUUCAAUGUCAUGGAACAUGGCUACAUUGUGGAUACCACUUAACAACAUCAAUUGUAUCUCCAUCUCUCCUAAAUUUACCAUAUGCUAUUUGCUUGUUGGGAUGGAGCACAGGAAUGAUCUUUAUUAUUAUUGGAGCUCUUGUCACCUUUUACUCUUUCAAUUUGUUGUCUUUGGUAUUGGAGCAUUACGCUUCUAAGGGCCUUCGCUUUCUUCGUUUUCAAGACCUGGCUGAUCAUAUUCUUGGAGCAACAUUUGGUCGAUACUUUGUGGGCCCUGUCCAGCUUGCAGUCUGUUAUGGCGCUGUAGUUGGCUUGAUCAUACUUGGUGGACAGUGCAUGAAGACAGUUUACUCCUUAGCAUGGCCAAACGGUGAAAUGGAACUCUAUGAAUUUGUUAUAAUAUAUGGAGGUUUAGUACUAUUGGUGGCUCAAGUACCUUCCUUUCACUCUUUAAGACACAUCAGCUUAAUCUCUCUAGCAUUAAGUCUUGCCUACAGUGCAUUUGCUACCGCUGGUUCAAUUUACAUAGGGAAUAUAUCAACUGAAACAAAGGAUUAUGCAAUAGUUGGAAAUACUGAAAACAAGAUAUUUGGAUCAUUUACAGCAAUUACCAUGAUUGCUGCAUCGUUUGGGAAUGGGAUCAUCCCAGAAAUUCAGGCAACUUUAGCAGCACCAGUGAAAGGGAAGAUGUUCAAGGGGCUAAGCCUGUGUUAUACAGUGGUCCUGAUAACUUUCUUCAGUGUUGCAAUUUCCGGGUACUGGGCCUUUGGCAAUGGUACUAGCAGUUUCAUAAUCGACAACUUCGUCGACAGCGAAGGCAAUGUUUUGGUCCCUAAAUGGUUCCUUUUCACCACACUCAGCUUCAUAAUCCUUCAAGUUUCUGCUGUUUCCGGGGUAUACUUACAACCAGCAAACAUACUUCUGGAGGAAAUGUUUGUUGAUCCAAAGUGUAAACCAUUUUCCCUCCGCAACGUAAUAUCAAGAGUAAUCUCAAGAUCCAUCUCUGUUAUGAUAGCAACUACAAUAGCAGCAUUACUUCCAUUUUUCGGCGAUGUGAAUGCACUCAUUGGAGCUUUUGGCUUCAUACCCCUGGACUUUAUCCUGCCUGUUGUCUUCUUCAACUUGACCUUUAAACCAUCCAAGAGAAGUAUCAUAUUUUGGUUGAAUAUAAUCAUAGCAACCGUCUUCUCGUUGAUCAUGGUUAUUGGGAUAUUUGCAGCAGUGAGGCAGAUGAUUUUCGAUGCUAAUGACUUUCAUUCUCCGGAUCGUCUUUCUAGUUCCUGGACACUUUCUUCGUUGGGAAAAACUUCAUGGAAAUCUUUUUCAAGCUACUUGACAAAAAAUAUUUACUCUUUCUCUUCAAUAUGAUCAUUAAAGCUAAGCAUUUUAAGUUAAUGUAGUGUAUAAAAUUAUAGUGUAUUAGUACUGUACAUUUUACGAUCGCAGAGGAGCAAAUUCUUUCAGGUGACUACUCAGAGAUGUCAAAUAUGUAAGCAUAUAGAGAAAUGAUGUAAAUGCAUCUAUAAUCUGUAAUCUAUAAUAAUAUAUAUAAUAACAAAUUCUUUUAUGCCACAUA
Molecule: messenger RNA, 1820 nt
Organism: Beta vulgaris subsp. vulgaris (sugar beet)
Lineage: Eukaryota; Viridiplantae; Streptophyta; Magnoliopsida; Caryophyllales; Amaranthaceae
Product: GABA transporter 1
Exons: 7
Coding region: 146-1612 (488 amino acids)
Cellular component (GO): plasma membrane
Source: RefSeq, a predicted model, not a curated record